Molecule: messenger RNA, 1812 nt
Organism: Sclerotinia borealis F-4128
Lineage: Eukaryota; Fungi; Ascomycota; Leotiomycetes; Helotiales; Sclerotiniaceae
Source: the annotation of a GenBank genome assembly
AUGCUCGAAUCAAUUCCAUUGAGGAAGGAGGAGAUCAAUUCCAAAGUCAAGCUGAAGAUGGCUUCUUUCGCCCUCCCUUCUUCUCACCCUCUGUCCCAAACACAAAAUGCCAUUGGUACCGCAAAUCCCAAAGCUUUGCAUCAUGCUAUGGAUACUCUCAAAGACAUAUCCGGCUUCACCCUCACGACCGCAGGUCAUAUGAUGCUUAAAUGCACCUUACCCUUCACAACCACUCCAAAUAACAGCUUCGAUGCUGUGCAAUUCAAUGAGGAUGAUUUCAGCGAUGACGACAAUAUAGAUCUUGAUACCGAUUACGACUUGCCGAUGUCUCAAUCUUCCUUUACUCAAUCCCAGCCAAAUUUUCAGCCCGGUGCAUAUAGUCAAUACCAUAUGCCUCCCCCGACUCAGACCAAUAGCUGGACGCCACCAUCUUCAAGCUCUUAUCAAGGACACCGUUCGAUGCCGCAGGGUUCCUAUGCGCUCACAACUCCCACCUCGCUUGGUAUCAAAUCGGAGAGCAGUACUUCAGACAAUUCUUUCAGUUCUUCCUUGCCUCAGCUUACCCCAUCUCGAGCGGCACCUCAAUCACUGACUCCAGUCUCAUCAUCAUCGAUGAACGUCAAAACUAAGCCUACCAGACAAGCGCAAAGUCCCUCGCUCAACGUAGAGUAUCUAUCAUUUUAUCAGAUGGAGGAAAUGUAUUCUACAACUACCCAAAAUCCCCAGAAUGAAAAUGAAAGACUUCUACGCAGACCAUGGUUGGCAAAGUUGGGUAUUGAUGUCAUGCCAUUCAGUUCUUUAAACGUUGAUCCAAUCCAGAGAGACAAGGUCGAAAUCCUUUGGGCUUUGAAACCUGCCAAAAUCCGUCGAGAGAUUGAGCAGAAAGCCAUUCGAUUGAAGUAUCCCUCCCGCCGCUUGGCUGACGUACCGCUACGAUUAGCUCCUCUCGCUCUGCGAGACCCUGUACCAAUCAAACUUAUUGGUCCAGUGCCUCUACCAUUCUGCAAAUUAGAGCAAACGCACUUCAAUAUUCCCCAGAGAAAGAUAUUGAGCUAUCAAGAUCUUAUGGCGAAACGAUUGGUUUGGCUCAUUGAAUUGGGUUUGGACGACCCCCGAUAUCAGGCUCUCCCGCAGACUCCAUUGGACCAACAGGCAAUAAACAAACUCUAUGAUGAGAAAUCACGCGUAGAGCGAAGAGCAAUCGAAGCAAAAGCAAAGUAUAUCAAUGCUAUGCUUGACCCGCCCAAUCCUUCAUUGGAGACUUUGGAGAAAACCUAUGAAAUAUACCCGGCGAGUGCCUUCACCUUACACAAAACAUAUUGCGAUAAACGCUCCGAGUGGCUUCAACAGCUGGGCCUUAAUAUUCCCCCGUUCUGCUACAAAACCUUGGAACUCCCCGAGGGCAAUAUGCAGGGGAUGGAGGUUGCCUGGAGUGCAAUAAGCGAGGUUGAACGUAACAAAGUUCUUGAGACAGCCAUUACUAUCAAGGAAGACAACAACCCAGUCCUUGAAUCAUGGUCAGAGCUCGAAGGGAUGUAUGUAUUUACUAAUGAAAAGGAAAAGGAGUUCAAGAAUUACCCCGCGGGCUAUGCCAAAAAACGUGACUAUUGGAUCAUCGAUAUAGGACUGCACCAGGAUCCUUUCAAAAACCCCAAAGCUACCCCUACAUCUCUGCAAGCAGCAUGGUCCAAGAUGCCUCUCGAGGAGAGAAAGGUCAUUGUCAACAAAGCCAAAUACGAGAAAGAACGAUAUGUUAGGGAUUUGGCGAGAAAGAAGCUUGAGAAGGCAGGAGACAAUUACAAAGCUCCUUGA